Messenger RNA from Spodoptera frugiperda (fall armyworm), 811 nucleotides. RefSeq lists its product as uncharacterized. Bases 151 to 627 code for a protein of 158 amino acids. NCBI's taxonomy places the organism in Eukaryota, Metazoa, Arthropoda, Insecta, Lepidoptera, Noctuidae. The transcript has 5 exons. The record is from RefSeq and is a predicted model, not a curated record.
CAUAAAAGAAUAAAUAAAAAAAAAAUAUGAAAAAAAUACAAGAAAAUAAAUAAAAAAAAAUCCUAAAUAAAAUGCAGUGGUGCAACGCAACAUAAAGAAAUUUAAUUUGGUUUACAACAAAUUAUUAAUUUUUGAUCCCAUUACUUUAUAAUGGGUAAGCCACCAUAUAUUUACACGGAAUCUGAAUCAGAAGAUACAUCGAUUAGUUCUACUGAAAAUAAGAAGAAAAAGAAGAAGAGGUUUUCCAUCCUCAAGUACACUAGACGUAGCGUAAAGAAACAGAAAUGUAAACUUCAAAGCAAGUCGGAGCCUGAUGACUCAGACUACCACAGCAAGGGUAGCAAUGUGAGGUACAAAAUACCUGGUAUACUGAAACACUCGCAUGUCGAGCGGGAGAGAGAAACCUCAGACGAUGACAGCGAGCCUAUGAAGCCUAAGGGUCACGACAAGUACCUGGUGGGGCGGGUGCCCCGGCCAGCUGGAACGAAACCCGGCCGGGGGGGAGGCGUCGCCAUCAUUGUCAAGAAGCAUGUUAACAAGAUACCAGGCCCGCAGAGCGCGACGACUAGUCCGAAAAGAACGAAGGCAUCAAAACUUCGCCGGCUGUCCAAGAAGAGGUCUUUCUAAUUUCGGAAGAAUAAAUCGUAUAUAGAUGGUAACGAGUGGGGAAUACGAACGAGGAUGUGGACCGAAGUAUUGGCGCAAGAGUCAGUUAUUUUUAUAAUAAGUUCUUUUUUAUUUUAUAUUAUAUUUAUGUCCAGUUUUGAAUAUUACAUAGUAUACUUAUUAUAUUAUAGUCCUUUCGAUGCUA